Odontomachus brunneus is the source of this 12946-nucleotide messenger RNA. It is a transcript of the gene ds, whose product is annotated as protein dachsous. The record is from RefSeq and is a predicted model, not a curated record. Gene Ontology annotation, biological process: homophilic cell-cell adhesion. The transcript is spliced from 17 exons. Gene Ontology annotation, cellular component: plasma membrane; cell-cell junction. Gene Ontology annotation, molecular function: calcium ion binding. The coding region runs from base 1575 to 11552 and encodes 3325 amino acids. Lineage: Eukaryota; Metazoa; Arthropoda; Insecta; Hymenoptera; Formicidae.
CCUCGAAGCCGCGCGGAACGGACGUUGGGCCCGAGAACGCGACAUCUCGUGCUACCGCCGUGCUUAAGGGGCUGCUGUUUAGGCCCCGUCGCAGUUCGCGCCUACGGAUAUCCGUCGUGGGCUUAGAACCGGACCGAUCUCGUCCUUCGGUUAAGACGGAGUCGUGCCGCGUAACGGUCCGGAGCGAUAUACCGAGUGUUCUCUCUCUCCGGUCGAGAGGAACCAACGCGGCCGGAGACAUCAACGCGUGGACGGAGAGAGAGAGAGAGACGGUUCGUCGCACGGACGGCACGCGUUCGGCCGUGCCAUCGCGCCGCGAAGAGACGCGUACGUGAGUCUGCGAGCGUGAACCGUAAACGCUCAUCGUGUUUUAUGCACGUGUGUUUCGUGUACGAGGUCGGGCAGAAGCGCGUUACUUGCGCGGGAUUAGCGCGUGCAUCGGCGACGAGUGUGUACGUUGACAGUUUACCUGUUCACGAGGACCAUUUCGACAGCCUGGUUCCUCGCCUAAUCAUUCGCACUCUGUACUCAGAUUUGAUCGACGAGCCGGGACUUACAAGUGGACGAUUCUCGGGGAUCCGGCUAUGAUGACAGCCACGACGUUUGAUCCGGACCGACGUGGUGAAACGAAUUAGAUAUCCAGAAAAAGAGAAGAUCCGCGAGGUUCGCGACGUAGGAUCACGUCGAGAACGUGUCCCAAGGACAGACGCGCGAGGUGUCCGACGGGACGAGACAUGAUCGUCACCAUGUACGACGCGAGACGAUCGCGCCAAGUUCGCGACCGGUCGUGCUGAUCGUCCGACUAUCGGUCGUGGAUCUAAUGCGAGGAAUGUGCCAUAUCUCGCCGUCGAGAUAUCUCCAGUGACAGCGGGUGUGCAGCGGGUAGAACUAGCGGGUAGAGCGAGAGAGCUCUGGUAUCAGUCGCGAGGCAGAACGAGGAGAAGAGAGGAGAGCGAGAGAAGAGGAAACGGAGCAGCGCGGCAGAGAGUUGUCCGCUACGUUCGUCCGGCGAAAGAAUCUCCAACGACGCUGGUAUGCCUCCGAGGACUGUACCGGAGAACAGCAGCUCGCGCGCGGCCACGGAAGGUCGACGAUGCGGUGAAAUCGCUCUCUGCGAGUUCUAAGUGAACGUCCGUUCUCUCCUCGCGAGAGAGGGGUGGUAGUACGCGUGUGUACGCGCCGGGUGGAAGUGAUACACAGUCAAUAGCAAGGAUAAAACUGAGUGAUUGUGAUUGAUUGGUGUGCUGGUGCUAAAAAAGAAAGAAAAAAGGUGGGUGAUCACAUAAAGGUGCCGGUGGAACGCGCGACGGUCUCGUAGUGUUUGUCAUUCGCGGACAACGGCAAGUUUUGGCGGCGGAAGGAGCGGCACGCGCGCGCGGAACCGUACGAGGACUUGGUCGUCGUGAGACAGCAGGAGCCGCGAGAGGAAAUAGCAAUAGACUACACUUGGCCCGCUCUUUCUACCUCGGCCUCUCGCGACACUUGGCCGCGUAGGAAUGGAAAGAUCGAGAUAAUAUCGCGAGACGGGAGAGGAGGUGAGGCGUGGAGGCCGUGGCGGUGUUGGAGGCCCCAGGAUGUGGCAUCUGCUACUGUUCCUCGUCCUGGGAGCGACCCUCGCCCCAGGCACGCGACCUGAGCGCGUGAUAUACCUGGAGGUCUCCGAGAAUGCGCUGCCCGGCACCAGGGUAGGCUUCAUCGACAGCGACACCUUGCCGCUCUUCGUGAUAGUGCCGAUCCCCGGGUCGUCGAUGGAGACCGAUUUGGAAGUCAUCAAGGAAACGGGCGAGGUGAAGACGAAGGUCCCGUUGGACCGCGAGACCCAUCCGUCAUAUAGCCUACUGGUGUUGCCGCAGAGCAUACGGGUCGUCGUGAACGUGCUUGACGAAAACGACAACGCGCCCACCUUUCCCGUGGGACACGUGAACGUGGAGUUCCCGGAAAAUUCGCCACGCGACGCCAAACGGGCGCUACCGCCGGCGCAGGACCCCGAUCUCGGCUUGUACUCCACGCAACGCUAUGAGAUCGUGUCGGGCAAUCACGGCGACGUGUUCAGGCUGUCGCAGCAUCGCGGUCGCGAUGGCGUUCUGUACCUGGACCUGCAAAACUCCGGCUCGCUGGACCGAGAGGCGCGUUCGCGCUACCAUCUGGUGAUCGAGGCCCUUGACGGUGGCACGCCACCGCUUCGCUCGAGCCUCUUCGUGAACGUGACGGUGCAGGACGUCAACGACAACCCUCCCAUCUUCAACCAGACGAGAUACGUGGCGAGCGUGCCGGAAAACGCGACGGUCGGCACGGCCGUGCUGGCGGUAAACGCGACCGACGCCGACGCCGGCGACAACGCUCGCAUCGAGUACUCCAUCAACCGGCGGCAGUCCGAUCGGGAGGAGAUGUUCCGUAUUGACUCGCAGACCGGCAUGGUCUACGUCAACAAGGCUCUCGAUUUCGAGUCGAAGGAACGACACGAGCUGGUGAUCGUCGCCCGGGACUGCGGCGCUCAGCCGUUGGAGGCGAGCGCCUUCCUUUCCGUGCGCGUGACUGACGUCAAUGACAAUCAGCCGGCGAUCACCGUGAUCUUUCUGUCGGACGACGCAACUCCCAAGAUCAGCGAGAGCGCGCAACCCGGCGAGUUUGUCGCGCGGAUAUCCGUCAGCGACCCCGACUCCAGAACGGAGUACUCGAAUGCAACGGUCACGUUGGCCGGCGGAGAAGGCCACUUUGGCUUGACCACGCGGGACAACAUUAUAUACCUGGUGGUAGUGGAGAGGCCGUUAGAUCGCGAAGAGAAACCCGUCUACGAGCUGUCGGUGGAAGCGACGGACGCCGGCACGCCUCCUCUGAGGGCCGUGCGCACCUUCAGGCUGCUCGUCACCGACGUCAACGACAACGCGCCCAAGUUCGAGCAGGAGACGUACGAGGCUUACCUGCUGGAGGCCUCCGAGCCCGGCGUGUCGGUGCUCAAAGUGACCGCGAGCGAUCUCGACGAGGGCGCCAACUCGGCCAUCCGUUACUCCCUGUUGAACAGCACGUGGUUCGCGAUCGACGAAACGACCGGACUCAUCACCACGGUGACCCACGUGGACUGCGAGGCCGACCCGGCGCCGAUUCUCGUUGUGAUCGCGACGGAUUCGGGACGGCCGCCGCUCAGCAGCAGCGCCACCGUGUGCGUGACGAUUCACGAUUUCAACGACAACGAGCCCAUCUUCGAGAAGCCGCUCUACAACGCCACCGUGCCGGAGGACCUGCCUGUCGGCGACUGCUUCCUCAAGGUGCAAGCCACCGAUCCCGAUUGCGGCGUAAACGCGAUGGUCAAUUAUACCUUGGGCAGCGAUGGGCUGGAGAGUGAGCAGCUCCUGGUGCACAGUGAAACAGGCGAUAUUUGUGUCCGGUCACCGUUGGACAGGGAAGUAGCGCCCUACCUGGAGCUACCCGUCAUCGCCACCGACAGAGGUGGAUUAAGCACAAUAGCGAUCGUACGCAUCCAGGUGACGGAUGUGAACGACAACCGGCCGAUUUUCGAGCCGCGAAAGUACAACGUGACUCUAAGGAGCGACGCGAUGUCCGGGCCGAUACUCAAGCUGGUAGCAACCGACCUCGAUGCCGGUGACUUCGGUCAGGUCACUUAUCACAUCAGCAGCGGCAACGAAGCCGCAGCCUUUCGCAUCGAUCGCAGUACCGGCGAGUUGCACGUGGCGAGGCCGAAUCUGCUAUCUCUUCCGAUGUUGCACCAGCUCAACGUGACAGCGACAGAUUCGGCCGGCCUGAAGAGCAUCGUCGAUGCCGAGGUCAAGGUCACCAUUGCCUCCGCCAGCCAGAGGAUCGCCACCUGCGAGAAUCCGCGCUAUACCAUCACCGUUAAGGAGAAUAUCCCGCAGAACACCGUCGUCGGCGGCGUGAAGGAUACCACGACGGCGUCAUCCUCCUCGACAGGCGAUCGACCGAGCAGGUUUUAUCUGGUGAGAGAGGAAGCAGAUCUCUCGUUGGAUCCCAACACCGGAAUACUGAGGAUUCGACAGCCGCUCGAUCGGGAAUCACGUGACAAAUACGUUCUCAGCAUCAAGGCGCGUAAUGGUGGCUACGUUGGCUAUUGCCAGUUGGAGCUGAUCGUGGAAGAUGUGAACGACAAUACACCGGCAUUUGGCACGACCACCGUCCGCAUCUCCGUGCCGGAAUCGCAUCCUCUCCACGUGCCCUUGUACAUAGCGCACGCUACCGAUCCGGACAUCACGCCACCGUCGCCGAUACGCUACGUUCUCGCUCAAAACAGCAACGAUCUUUUCGGGAUAGACGCGCGCUCCGGCGAGCUCUAUUUGGCGAGGCGAUUGGAUUACGAGACCCAGCAGAGGCAUGGCCUGCUGAUAAGGGCUCUGGACGGCGCUGGGCUCUCGGCCAACCUCAGCCUGAGCGUCGAGGUGCAGGACGUGAAUGACAACCCCCCAAGGUUCGAGAGGAACGAGUAUUACAUGGAGGUUCUCGAAGGCGCCAGGCUCGAUUCCCAGAUUCUUCAGGUGACAGCGGUCGAUCUGGACACGGGGAAUAACGCGAGAGUGAGCUAUCGCCUUCAGGGCUCGCCCGCCUUUCGCAUCAACCCCAACACCGGCUGGAUCGGCCUGGUGCAGAACUUAGAUCGCGAAACAGUCGAUCGGCUCACCUUGACGGUGUUCGCGUCCGACAACGGAUAUCCUGCGGCGACCGCGAACGCCUCCGUGCUGGUGAAGGUCUUGGACGAUAACGACAACGAUCCACGUUUUGAGAAGGACUUUUAUGGAUUCAAGCUGCUGGAGAAUCUCGCGCCGGGUACUCUGGUGGGCUCCGUGAGCGCCACCGACCCCGAUCUCGGCAAGAACUCGCUCCUCAGGUACUCGGUGGUUCAGGCCAACAGCAGCUUCGCCGUGGAUCCCGACACAGGUAAGAUCACCACGCGUGAGCCGCUCGAUCGUGAGGCGAAAGAGGUGCACGAGCUGAUGCUGGAGGCGCGCGAUCAGGGAACACCGUCCAGAGCCGCUAGGGUACCUAUGAAGGUCACCGUGUUGGACGUCAACGACAACUCGCCCGAGAUCGUCGAUCCUCAGGGGGACGUGGUCAGCGUCAGGGAAGAACAGCCGUCUGGAACGGAAGUCGCCAAGGUGCGAGCAUUGGACACGGACUUUGGCGAGAACGCCUCGGUGACUUACAGCAUCUUAAAAGAUCGAGAUUCGGACGGUUACAAUGUCUUCACCAUCGACCCGAUCACCGGUAUGAUCAGGACCAAGGCCGUGCUCGACCACGAAGAGCGCAACGUAUAUCGGGUGUCCGUAAAGGCGACCGAUGCCGGACAUCCGCCGCUGCACAGCAUUCGCGCGUUUCGAGUUGAAGUCUUGGCGCUUGCGGAUAACCGGCCGACCUUCACCAGCAGCAGCCUUACCUUUCACGUGCGCGAAGAUGCGAGUAUCGGACACGCAGUAGGGUCAGUGUCAGGGGCGGGUCCCGCGGGUCGCGUGGCCUUCACCUUGAACUCACUGACGCCGAUCAGCGAGUUUCCAGCUUUCGACGUUGACCGCAGCUCAGGCCAGCUGGUGGUCGCGCAUUCCCUCGAUCGUGAAAACGUGAGCGAAUACCAUCUGGAAAUUCGUGCGUUGGACACGACCUCGAUCGGGAAUCCCCAAAGCAUCGCCGUCUCUGUGAAAAUCAUUAUCGAGGACGCCAACGACAAUCCACCGAGAUGGCCGCAGGAUCCGAUAAUUGUUCACAUACCCGAAACAGUAGCGAUUGGAUCGACCAUCUACAAUCUCACAGCCAGCGAUUUGGACAGCGGCUUGAAUGGCGAACUGAGAUAUAGCCUGGUGGCUGAAUUUCCGCCGACGAACAGCUUCGCCGUGGAUUCUUUGACGGGUGCUUUGACGUUGGCUAAGUCACUCGAUAGGGAGGAAAGAGCCAAGUACACUUUGAUCCUUAAAGCUUCGGAUCGGGCGCCACCAGGAGAGCAAUUAGCUUCUACUGUAACCGCGAAGAUCGUCGUGCUUGAUCAGAACGACAACGACCCCGUCUUUAUCGCCCCGGAAUCCACCAAGAUAGCCGUCGCGUCGAAUCUUCAACCUGGUACCAGUCUGGUGAGAGUUGUCGCUGUGGACAAGGACUUUGGUAACAACGGUCGAGUGUCCUACGUGAUCACCGCGGGCAAUGAGGAAGCGCGGUUCUCCGUGGGCUACGAGUCGGGCAUCGUGAGUCUCGAGAAGCCCAUCGCGAGACCCAUGGAUCUCGAGAUCACCGCCAACGAUCACGGAUUGCCACCCCGUAAGGCCGUGUUGAAGCUGAGUUUGACUCCGUCGAUGACGCAAGCGAGUGGCCCUCCGCGGCUACUGCUGCCCAAUCCUGUCGUCGAGAUCUCCGAAGACCUGCAAGUCGGAACAGCCGUGUUGAACGUAGCAGGACCAGCGGUCGCGGAUCAAGGGAACGUCACCUUCAGCAUACCAGCCGACAUAGCUUCGAACAAGUUCGCCAUAGCUCCUAACGGUCUAGUCACUCUUCGAGGUUCCUUGGAUCGUGAGAAAGUCGCGCGUUACUCCGUUUCCAUCUUAGCGAGGUCGAGCAAGCUCCUGGAUAUUACCACUCUGGAAGUAAUCGUGUUGGACGAGAACGACAACAGCCCGGAAUUCCGGCCAAAUUCCUGCUACAACCUUGCUGUGCCGGAAAAUCAGGAAAUCUUCGGGAUCCACACAGUGGCUGCGACCGAUCUUGACGAGGGGAACAACGGCGAAAUCUCUUACAGCAUUACAGGUGGCAACAUCGGUUCCAAAUUCACGCUGGAUUCAUCCACCGGUGUAUUAUCGAUGUCGAGUCUGGAUCGCGAGACCACGCCCAGAUAUGCUCUGAAGAUCUCCGCCAAGGACAAGGGAAGGCCCAGCCUAGAAGCGCACUGCAAUCUCAUCGUGAUUGUUCUGGACGUCAACGACAACGCGCCGACCUUCCUGCAAGAUCAAUACGUCGAGUCUCACUCGCGCAGCAAUUUGCAGAGUUCGGAGUACGGCAGUUUCGGUCUGCCCAAUGGUGGCUUUCAGUACGGAUCGUCGAACUAUCCGGCGAACUAUCAUCUCGCCAAGUACGUGACGACUAUUUCGGAAGACAUUGCGCCGGACUCGAGCGUUAUGAACGUGAAGGCGACGGAUCCGGACCAAGAUGAAAAUGGGAGGAUUACGUACGCCAUCGCCGAGGAGACGAGUUGGCUCUUCAGGGUCGACAAUCUGACCGGCCUCGUCACUACCGCCGGUUCACUGGACCGCGAACGGCAAAGCAGCUACACCUUCCUCAUAGUUGCCAUGGAUAGCGGCAAGUACGACGCGAAGAGCACCUCGAUACCCGUUGAGAUUAACAUCAGCGACGUGAACGAUAAUGCGCCGGUGUUCGAGAAGUAUCCAUUUCGUACGCGCGUGUCGAUCGGCACUCUACCGGGUCAGAAUAUUCUGCGGGUGUCCGCCAACGACGCCGACGAGGGUGCUAACGGGGAGAUCGUGUACUCGUUAUUGCACGAAGAGGAGAAGCCGAAAUUUCGGAUCCAUCCUAGCACCGGCAUGAUAACGGCGAGUCUAUCGUUGUCGCAGGAUAACGGCAAGGUCUACAACCUGGAGGUGUUGGCCAGAGACAAGGGAAACCCGCCGAAGAGUGCUAGAGGUUUGAUCGAGUUGCAGAUAGGUGAUCUGGCGGACCUGGCGCCGGCUCUGAAGUUUCAGAACGAUCCGUACAACGUCGUCGUUCAGGAAAAUGCACCAGCCGGAACGGAGAUCGUCCGGAUCACCGCGGUGCGCACUGACGGUAGAAGACAGCAUGUCUUCUACUUGAUCGUGUCGGGAAACGACUUCGAUACUUUUGCGAUCGACGAAAGUACCGGUCUGCUGCGCGUUAACGAUCCCACCAAGCUGGACGCGGAACUCUGGAACGAUUUAACGGUGAAACCCAGCGACGAGCUGCCGGCUGACGCGGGACGCACGGGUAACUCGUGGGGCAGAUCUCUGGAAGGCCAGCAGCCGAAGGAGGAGCCCAGGGAAAGCUCGAGGCACACUCUCAACGUGAUGGCUAGAACGGUGGGCCCGGAUACCCUCGAGGCGUACGUUAAGGUGAUCGUCAGGGUGUCCGAUGUCAACGAUAACCCGCCGAUCUUCACGCAAACGCAAUACUCUGCCACUGUGCUCGAGGGAAAUACCAAAGGAGACUUCGUUGUCAAGCUUUCAGCAAGUGACGCCGAUCAAGGGAUGAACAGCAGGAUCCUGUAUCAUAUUGUAGACGGCAAUCCAGACAAUGCCUUCACUAUAAGUCCACCAUAUAGUGGAGUCGUACGGACUAAUAUAGUCCUCGAUCGUGAGAUUCGCGAAAAGUACAGGCUAACUAUCAUCGCAACCGAUCAAGGGAAUCCUCAAUUAACUGGCACGGCUGCAUUGAGCAUACGAGUGAUCGAUGUCAAUGACAAUGAACCAACCUUCCCGGAACAUAAUAUCAUCGCAGUUUCUGAGGGCACCGCCAUGGGAACCGUGCUAACCACCAUCACGGCGAACGACGUCGACAGUUCGCCGGUGCUGACGUACCGUUUCGGCAACCUGACGAGUCCAGGACCUUUCAGCAUCGACCGCUACGGCGGCAAAGUCGUCCUACGGAAGCGUCUGGACGCCGAAACGCGCUCCGAGUACACUCUCCAGGUGAUCGCCAGCGACGGAAUUCACGAGGCUACGACCGACCUUACCGUGCGUGUCACCGAUCUCAACGACAACGCGCCGCGGUUCGAGCAGGCUGCCUAUGUGGCUGUCCUUUCAGAAGGACGAGACAACCUGCAGGAAAUCCUCACGGUGAACGCUACAGACGACGAUAUUUCGGAGGAGAACAGCCGGAUACGGUAUUAUCUGCUGCGACCUACCAAGGGAUUCUCGGUACACCCUGUCACCGGAGUCUUGACCGUCAAUCGCACAGCGAUACCGAGGCCGCUACCGAAGGAGUUGGACCUGGUGAUCGUCGCGGAGGACUACGGCAAGCCUCCGGCGUCGUCUGUGUGUUCGGUGGUCGUGCGGCUUAGCAGUUUAAAGAGCGCCCUUCCUGGGCGUGAGCACAAGAUCACGAUGAAGGAGAGCUUGCCGAAGGGUACGACGUUGAUGAGGCUCUCCGAGGUGGACUUGCUGGAUGGCGCUAUCGUUGCGGGCGACGAUAGCGAUGUGUUCGAGAUAUCUAGGGGCAGGUUGAUCCUCUCGAAGGCACUUGAUCGCGAGACGAAGGACAGGUACAUGUUGCGGUUAGGAAGUAAGAGUGAAAACAUGACGGCGGGCUCGCUGGUGGGAGACGAACCAGUGAUGGUGACGAUCAUCGUAGAAGACGUGAACGAUAACUACCCACGCUUCCUGGAAGAGUCUUAUAAAGUAUGGAUCAAAGAAGAUGCUCCGCGCGGAACGACCGUUGCGAUCUUACACGCCAAAGACGACGAUUUGCCUGACAGCCCGGCAGCCACGUUAGUGUAUGACAUCACCUCAGGGAACGACGGCGGCCUUUUCCGCGUCGAAAAGACGACCGGCGCUGUUUUGGUGAACUCCACGCUCGACUGCGACCUUGAGCCCGAGGUGUAUAAUCUCGUGAUGAUGGCGUGCGACAGCGAUCCGGUAUCGCCUCUCUGCGCGCUCGCAAAAUUGCAUAUUCACUUAGAGGACGUGAACGACAACUCGCCUAAAUUCCCCGUCUCCGAGUAUCUUGAAUUUGUCGGCGAGAACGAACCGGUCGGCACUACUGUCUUUUCCGCGCGUGCCUCGGAUCUGGAUCGAGGUAUCUUCGGUUCGUUGAAUUACUCCAUCGUUUCCGCCGCUGCGACCGGCUUCUCCGAUAUCGACGAUAGCUGGAAACUAUUCACCGUCGACGAGAAGUCAGGCACUGUCACCACACGCGCUAUGUUCGAUUACGAACAACGAAAUCGGUAUGCCUUCACGUUGCGCGCCACUGACACGGGUGGUCGUGCCGCGGCGGUACGUGUCAGGGUGGAGAUCGAGUCGAGGGACGAGUUCUACCCGCAAUUCACCGAGAAGACGUACCGAUUCGUAAUAAAGAACCUCGCUCAAGUAUUACCUGGCACGGUGAUCGGUCACGUGACGGCGACUGAUCGCGACAAAGGUCCCGAUGGUCGGGUCGUGUAUCAGUUGAUAUCUCAGCAUCCUUACUUUAAACUGAAUCGCACUACUGGCGCAUUGAUCGUAAAACAGAAGUUGAUACACAUUGACAUGGAUGUGGAGGAGUCGUCGAGGUUAAUGGUGAGCGCGAGUUCUGGUAGGCAAGGUUCUUUGUCCAAUAUGACGACAGUGGAGAUCACUCUGAUGGAGGACGACGAACCGAAUGGAGCUAGAGGAGCCACCGCUUUAGAUAUUGGGUCAAACAUGGCUGUGGCCACCGGCGGAGGCUUAGCUGAUUGGGCUCUGGGUCUGCUGAUCGCCGUUCUUCUGCUCGUACUCGCAUUCGGCACUAUUUUCCUCUAUUUUCACAUUCGUAAUCGUCGUCACAAGAAACCCGGCUCGAAACCAGGUUUGAACGGCGAGAACAACGCCACUGCGUCGAAUAGCUACGUGGACCCUAGCGCGUUCGACACGAUCCCGAUCAGAAGCGUGGCCGGAGUCGGUGCGAGCGGAAAUGGCAGUUCCGCGAGUGCCGGUGGAGCAGGUGGCGCUGCAUCCUGUCAAUUCGCUCCUCCAAAGUACGACGAGAUACCACCGUAUGGAACAUCCGGCCAAUCCGGGCAACAGCAGGCUACCUCCGAACUCUCCGGAAGCGAUCAGUCAGGCUCCUCCGGCAGGGGUUCCGCUGAAGACGACGGAGAAGACGAAGAGAUCAGAAUGAUCAACGAGGGUCAGCAAACUGGUGAUUCCGCGAGCGACCUUUCUGUUCAUAAUACUCAGGAAUAUUUAGCGAGAUUGGGCAUCGUGGACCCACCGGCUGGCACACCCAGAAGACCACCCGAAGCUCUACCCCUGGAUAGUCUGCAUUUGUUCGAGGACGAAGCCAGCACUGAGGCGGACAUCGCGACAUUGAUCUAUGGAAAGAUCGGUGAAGCUGGACGACCUACUUCCGGUUUGGAAGUGCCAGGUGGACCAUCGAUGAACGGUUCAUUGAGCUCCAUCGUGCACAGUGAGGAAGAACUCACCGGCUCAUACAACUGGGACUAUCUGUUAGACUGGGGACCUCAGUAUCAGCCGUUAGCUCACGUAUUUAGCGAGAUCGCCAGGUUGAAGGACGACGCCGCGAGCGUACAGAGCGGAAACUCCGGCAGCAGCGGCAAGACCAAGUCUGUACAUAAAGCACCGCCGCCACCAUUGCUCACCUCCGUCGCGCCAAGGUCAUUGGCGGCGCCGGCAUUGGCUAGAGGCAUCCUGCCGAGGUCGCCGAUCAGUCACGACGCCUCUACCUUUCCCUCCGCCGCGUUGAGUCCGAGUUUCUCACCCUCGCUGUCACCCUUGGCCACAAGAAGUCCCAGCAUCAGUCCUCUCGUGCCGCCCGCCACGCAGAGAUCCAGUCAAAGUGCCAAUCGAGGAAUUCCCGUUACCGACGCUGAGCUUAGGAUUUGAGGACCUUGCGAUUCCGUAUCCGGCGUGCCCGAUCGCGUGUACAAGUUUUAGUGUUAAUCCAGUGAUGACUAGCCGGGAAAAGCGGCACCGGUAAGCUGAUGCGGUGCCUCGUGUGCGUGUACGUGCGACGUGAACGCAUAUUCCUGUUGAUACUUGUUGUUAAAUGCGAUUGAUGUAACGAAUAUAGCUCUCUCUUUCUCAGACUGUGCAAACAACAUGACUUGCGGGUAUGGUGUUAACGAGUGAUUUUAAUUUAGGAGUUUCAAUUUUUGACCGGCCGUCGAAAUGAGCGACGACCGAAUUAUUCCUCUGCGCAAACGCUACCUUCCCGCGAUUAAUCGUCACUGUGUAAUUAAUUAACGAUGAUUAAUUAAGUAUGAGCGUUAUAGAUAGUCUCAAUUUACUGCGUGACGAGUGAUGAAAUUGAUAUCUCACUCUUUGAUGGGCGAUGUAUGUACGACUGAUGAAUCGAUGUCUUUUUUUGUUUUAAUUAUCAAAAGAUCAAUUAUUGUCUCGAUAUUUUACAGGGUAUAAUUUUCGUUCAAAUUGUCUCUAAAUCUGUCCUAUCAUUCGGAUUUUUAUUUCUCAGUAAUUAAUUUCACUUUUCAAUCAUUUACUAUACGUUGAGUAUUUAUGAGAAAAUUAAAAAUGAAUCGAUUAUUUUCGAUGUUUUGGAUGCCGAUUCUUUUUUUCAAUAUCGCCCUAUGUCACUCACAAGCAAAGUGAUAUGCGGGAAAGCGGCGAUUGCGUCUAGACAGUUCCGUGUUUGCAUACAAUACGAACGCGUCACUGGUUCCGGUUACAAUUAAUAGUUGAGCGGGAAGAAAAUACUUCUCUUUCUGUGAACGGAACGUGUUGUAAAUAUCCGCCGGAUGCGACGGCAUAUAGUCAUUAAGUAGCAUUGUAAAUAACAAUUCACGAGAAAUAGCGACGUUGUCAUAAUCAAAAGGAUAGACUGCUCUUAUGUAAACGGAAGCUCAAUGGUCGCGCCGUGUUCGUUGAAAACGCGUGGAUAUAUGUAUAUAUUACAAUCUAAUUUUAUAAAGUCGAAUCUCUUUCUUGUGGUUAAUGCUACACGGCGAAUACGGCAAUAUCAUUGGAGCGGAAGGAAAACCUGCGCCACCACGAGCGAACUGACCACACCAGAUUUCGUGGCGGCGCGUCUCUAAAUGCAAUCCUGUCUUUGUUUACUAAUUGUUAUUUUGCCCUUAUCCCCUGAACGCGAUCUCGAUGUAACGGGGGAUGGAAUCUCAGCCAGGCACAUAUACAUACGCACUGAAAAAAAAAAUAUAUAAAUGUAUGUCUGAUAUUUUGUAUAAAUCGCUCUUUGUACAAAGACUUCCGAGCUGAGGGCCACGCGACGUGGGCCUUAAAUAAAUGAAUUUUUUAGGAUA